Molecule: messenger RNA, 2819 nt
Organism: Eurytemora carolleeae
Lineage: Eukaryota; Metazoa; Arthropoda; Copepoda; Calanoida; Temoridae
Gene: Rep
Product: rab proteins geranylgeranyltransferase component A-like
Exons: 17
Coding region: 77-1996 (639 amino acids)
Biological process (GO): vesicle-mediated transport; protein geranylgeranylation; intracellular protein transport
Cellular component (GO): nucleus; Rab-protein geranylgeranyltransferase complex; cytoplasm
Molecular function (GO): GDP-dissociation inhibitor activity
Source: RefSeq, a predicted model, not a curated record
UCCGAACCAAAUAUUGUAAAGUGUUUCGUUUUCAGAUUAAAAAAUAACAGGUUGACUGACGUGACUGUAUUCACAUAUGCAGAGAGUUAGUGCUCAGAACUUUCACCUGCAUAAAGCGAAGAUAAUGUCGAGUACACUAGAUCUUCCAGACCAGUUCCAGUUGGUGGUGGUAGGAACUGGACUGGUGGAGAGUAUAGUUGCUGCUGCUGCGGCUAGGAUGGGACACACUGUACUGCAUAUAGAUACUGCAGGGUAUUAUGGAGGAGAUUUUGCAUCAUUUACACUUGAAGGUCUUGAUGUUUGGAUUAAAAGUAGCGAUGAAUCACAGGAAAACUCAAAACAAUCUGAUUCUUCUCCUGGUCAAUCUGAACAAUCUCCUGAUCAAUCUGAACCUUCUCCUGAUCAAUCUGAACAAUCUCCUGAUCAAUCUGAACCUUCUCCCGAAACCCCUGACCUCCCUGAACUAGGAAAAGGAGAAGAAUAUCUGAACCUGGGCAGUUUUAAAACGGUAGAAAACCUCCGUCAAACCUGGUUUGUUGAGACCAGCUCUCUUGGAAAUGAAAAACCCACGAACCCUGAUCUGAACCUAAAUCCUUCAGACCCCGAAACAUCUGAAUCCUUGAGUCCCAAAGCUGAAACAUCUGAAUCAAGUCUUAAAGCUAAUCCCUCAAAAGAAUCCAAAGUUUGGAGCAAAGAAACUCUGUUGAAAGAGUCUAGACGGUUUAAUAUAGACCUUACACCUCGUCUUCUUUAUGCGAGGGGAAGUAUGGUCGAACUACUAAUUAGUUCCAAUAUUGCCCGGUACACUGAGUUUAAGUCUGUUACAAGAGUUCUCACACAGAUAGAUGGAAGGUUGGAGCAUGUACCUAGCAGUAGAGCUGAUGUAUUCAGUACGAAACAUAUAUCUGUUGUUGAGAAAAGGAUUCUUAUGAAGUUUCUCUCUCUCUGCAUCUCAGAAAAGGAUGAAGAUAUAAUGAAAGGAAUGGAGGAGAAACCAUUUAGAGAGUUCUUGAAGCAUGAGAAGUUGACAGACAACCUGAUUCAUUUUGUUCUGUAUUCAAUAGCAAUGGUCAAACCUGAUACAAACACAGUUCAAGGAAUUCAACAAACUAGGAAGUUUUUAUCCAGUCUUGGACGGUUCGGCAGUACACCUUUCCUUUGGUCCAUGUAUGGUAGCGGAGAACUCCCGCAAGCAUUUUGCAGGUUAUGUGCAGUGUACGGUGGGGUUUACUACUUAGGCCGGGCUUUAGAUAAUAUAAUAAUUAAGGAUGGUAAAUGUAUUGGUGUUGUUGCUGGUGGCAAGCGUAUACUUUGUGAUUAUCUUGUUCUCCCAGAUACUCUUACUCCGGAUACAAUCCUUCCUUCGACCCUUCUCCAGGUUGGUACCCGGAGAAGUAUGUUUAUAACUGAAACCUCUCUACUCCCAUCAGAGAAGGAGCAAAUUACUCUACUCACCAUGCAAACACAGGAACCACUGCAUGUUAUUGAAGUGGGCCCCGGCACUGCCACUUGUCCUAAAGGAUUGCAGGUGGUUCAUGCUAGUUGUAAAGAUUGGGGGGAGGAGAUUGAAGAACGUGUAAGAGAAGUUCUACCGGAGAAAUCUAUUCUUUACUCUCUCUCUUUUAUUCAGAAAACAAGAACAGGUGAUGUUGGAACCACGCUGGAGAAUGUAUACCGAGCUGAAGGACCCUACCCUGAGUUAGACUUCGACACCUCCGUCCUUAGCGCGGAGCAGAUUUAUGCCCGGAUGUUCCCCGGGGAGGAGUUCCUGCCAAGGGCACCAGAUCCGGAAGAAAUUAUUAUUGGAGAAGAAAAUGAGGGAAAAAAUGAUAAUCAUGAUGAGAAAGUAACUGGAGAAAAUGCAGAUCAACCUGAUGAAACCGCAGAUAAACCAGAAGAAAAAAAGACUUCCAUCGAUGGGACCCCAUCUAGUUUGGAUAAUACAGCUGAACAUUCUGACAAAGAAGAAUCUACCAAAACUACUGCUGAUGGCUAAGAUGUGGCGUUAGUUCAAUUUGGCACAAACAGAUUCAAAUCUUUUAAAACUAUUUUUGUGAUAUUUUCUAUGGAUAUUAUUGUAUUACUUUCAAUGAAAGGAAAUGUGUAAGACGAAUUGCAUAGUGAGACAGCCCAGAAUUAAAACAAUAUUUUUGAUUUGAUUUAUUUAUUAUUUUCCAUCUUUGAUCCCCUGGACAGAAAAUGUCGAUAAUUUUAUAAAAUUAAACAUUUCAGGGUUGUCCAAUAAAUAAAGUCAUCCCACUUACCACCUUAUUCUUACAAUUAAGAAGGAGGUGGGAGAUUACUUCUAUUACUUAAUUUAUUUACAAUUUAAAUAUUUACAUCGUACACAGUGCUUUUUAGACUUUACACUCCAUUUGUGUAUAUUUUUAUGUGCUUUGCUCGUUAAGCCGAAAAUGGAAAUUUUCUUAAAAUUAAAAACCAACUGUUUCCCUGGAUUGUAAGUAAUGAAAACAAAAUAUAUAUGGAUGGGUUAAACAAGUGGUUCUCCUUAAAUGAGCAAUAUGUCUGAUUCACAAUGGGACCCAUAAAAACUUUAUAUGAUCAAGAAUGCGUGAGAUAGUCAUAAUUGGUUAACUUUCAAUAGUGGUUUCGUCUAUAAAUGACUUGGGGAUGGAAUUUGUAAAAGUUAAACAUUUUUCAAAUUAGAAAACUCGUUGACUGGUGGGUCACUUGAAAUCACAACGAUAAGUUAAAACAUUUCGAAUCGUUCAGAAGCGGAAUUUGUUUUCGAAUGAUAAAUAUAUGUUUGCAGAUCAUUUAAUAUUUUUAUUGAUAUUUAAUUAAUAUUUACUUUCCAG